CUGCCUGGCUCGAGUAACAGGAGAGCUGACCAUGACUUUCCCUGCGGGCAUUGUGCGUGUGUUCAGUGGGACCCCACCCCCACCUGUCCUCAGCUUUCGGCUUGUACACAUGACCCCCAUUGAGCACUUCCAGCCAAAUGCGGAUCUGCUCUUCAGUGACCCUUCCCAGAGUGACCCUGAGACCAAAGAUUUCUGGCUCAACAUGGCAGCUCUGACUGAGGCCCUGCAGCGCCAGGCAGAGCAAAAUCCUGCUGCCUCCUACUACAAUGUGGUGCUGCUGCGAUAUCAGGUGGGCCACAUGCAUGGGACAAAGCUGAAGGGGACAGGGAGGGGGUAACAGGGUAGAGGACAAGGUGAGCGGGCAGCACAAAGGAGUGCCAAAUGAGGGGGUAGUACACAGGGUGGGCGGGGAAUGAAUCCUGUUGUGUAGACAGUGUGAGAGGGCAUUGCAUCUCCGAGAGCAGAU
Messenger RNA from Otolemur garnettii (small-eared galago), 466 nucleotides. Its product is annotated as F-BAR domain only protein 1-like. Lineage: Eukaryota; Metazoa; Chordata; Mammalia; Primates; Galagidae. The transcript has 2 exons. Gene Ontology annotation, cellular component: plasma membrane; clathrin-coated vesicle; clathrin-coated pit. The coding region runs from base 32 to 337 and encodes 101 amino acids. Gene Ontology annotation, biological process: clathrin-dependent endocytosis; clathrin coat assembly. The record is from RefSeq and is a predicted model, not a curated record.